Paramecium pentaurelia is the source of this 1326-nucleotide messenger RNA. Lineage: Eukaryota; Ciliophora; Oligohymenophorea; Peniculida; Parameciidae. The record is from the annotation of a GenBank genome assembly.
AUGGAAUCAGAAGAUGAUACAUCAAAAUUGAAUUAUGCUAUUAUUAUGACUUUACUCUAACUAAUAUUUAUUAUUCUAACUCUAUAUUAUUGCAAUAUUGUAUAUAAAUUAAGGGAUCAAUACCCUAUAAAGCAAUUAUCUCCAAUAUUAACUUUAUUUUCAGGUGGAUUUUAUUAAAUAUUUGCAACAAUUAUAUUAUUUGUUGAUAUAAUCAAUGAUUUAAAACAUGAUUUUUUCAAAGAAACAUAUGAACAUAGUGAACCAUAAAUAAUCUUAAUAUAAAUUAUUUCAUUCUUCUAAUUAUGGUCAAGAGGUUGUUGUUAUACAUUAUAAUUGAUGAAAUUUGCAAGAAUAGCUAUAGCUUUAAAUAAAAAAUAAUUAAAAUAAAAUACAAAAAUUGCUAAAUUAUUUUCAGAUGAAAAAAAAUUAUUGUUUAUUUCUUUACUUUAAGGAUUGCUUUUUUUUCCCCUUCCAACUUAUAUAUAGUGUAAAUUAUAAUCAAAACCAAUGUUAUUAGCUAUGUAAGUAUAUAAGGAGCAUAAAAAUCUUGUUGCUUUAAGUAUUUUAUUAUAAGAAGGAUUGACUGUAAUUAUUAUAGGAAUAAUAUAAACCAAAAGUAUUUAGGAUAACCUAUUUAAAUUGACAUUGUAUCCUCAAUUUCUAUUUAUAAUUUGGUAUUCAUUAACUACUAUAAUUCCAAUUAAUGAAAGAUUAAUAACAUUUUCUUUUUGGGUUAGAUGCUAAAUAAUGGUAUAUUUAUUUGUGAGUCUUCCAACGUAUUUUGUUGAAUAACUACCUAAUAUUUACAUUACAACUAAACAGAUUAAAAAUAUUGAAAUUAUCAUAUCAAAGAAAUUUAAUUAAUUCUAUAAAAACAAUUUAGUAUUAAUAUCUUUUACAAAAUAUUUAAUUUUCAAAGAUAAACACAAUUCUCCUGAGUUUUAAUUGAAAAAUUAUUAAAAUGAAUAAUAAGUUAUUCAUCCAUAAAAAAAUUAUUAUUAAAAACUAUUAUAAAUUCUGAUUUUAGUUAAUGAUAAUAUAUAACAAUGUGGUAAUAACUAUAUAUAAGCAGAUCAAUUUUAUAAACUUAAUUAAGAAUUCAAUUUUUUUGAAAGUUAUUAAGAUUUGUAAUAAGUUUAAUAAGGAUUAAUUAGGAAUAUUAAAUAAAUAUAUUAAAACGAAUAUUAAAAUACAGUAGCUUAUUAUAACUUGUAUUUGAAUUCUAAGCAUAAUGAGAUAGUCAAAUACAACUUAGAAAUGCUUAAUAUUAAAUUAGAAGAGUUCGAAUGUUUUGAAGAAACUUAAUUAAAUUCUCCUUUGUUAUGA